Molecule: messenger RNA, 7753 nt
Organism: Thalassophryne amazonica
Lineage: Eukaryota; Metazoa; Chordata; Actinopteri; Batrachoidiformes; Batrachoididae
Product: echinoderm microtubule-associated protein-like 6
Exons: 41
Coding region: 1489-7071 (1860 amino acids)
Molecular function (GO): microtubule binding
Source: RefSeq, a predicted model, not a curated record
GGGAGCGCCUGAGGUCCGUGCGUGUGCGCUUGUCGGUGGAUCGGGACUCCGGGUGCUGCGGUCUGACCUGCUCCGAUUCAACCAUCGGACCUAACCCGGAUCUGACUGCGGGACUUUGAUUUUUGCCUGAUUCCGAAUCACGCGCCGCUCUGGAGGAUUUUACUCACGCGCACCUUUAUGAAUGGAGCCGUGUGCGCGUCUCACACCCGCGCACGCGUUUAGUGCGCGCACAGAUGGAGGGAAACCCGGUCUGGUCCCGGAUUAGAGGACGGAUUAUAUUUUCGAGGAUCAAUCCUAAUCCUGUCUAAGGAACUUUCCAGACCGUCAGGAGCGUUUAGGUUUGAUUUUCUCUGGAAAAUGAAAAUUCCAAAUUCUGUGGGAGAAUUAACCUAUUUAAUGAGAGACUCUUAAUUAAAAAACAAACAAAUUAUUAAUCCAUUCAUAAAGGUCAAAGUGCGAAUAACGCGCUGAGAGUCAAAAUAAAAGCUCCUGUGAGGAAGAUGAUGACGAUGAUGAUGACGUGAUGAUGAUGAUGAUGACAUGAUGAUGAUGAUGAUGAUGAUGGUUGGUAGCGGGUGAACAGCUGGUUCAGGAGUGAACUUCUAACCCGAACUCCUGCCACGCUAAAAUUUUAUUGUGAAAAGGACAAAAUUGGAGCUUUUAUUCUGACAGGUGCAAAACUACCAGGAUGUGAUUUGGGGAAAUACUGAAAAAGCUACAAAAACUGCAGGUUUCUGCCAUAAAAACAGAAAACCUCAAUACGAAUCUCUUUUAUUUGAAGUUUUAAUGCGGUUGUUAUAAGAAAUUCAAUCAUAAAAAUUUACCUUUUUAACAUUUGUUAAAUUUGUUCAUUAUGCCCCGCCUCAUUCCUGUACGAAUAACAGGAUUUCAACCCUUUUGGGCUCCGGCUUCAUUAUCUUAUAUUUUAAAAAUAUAUUGUGACAUUUUUGGCUUUGACAAAAGCCAAAAAUAAUAGAAAUCUGAGAUUACAAGCAAAUCAAACCGGAUUCAACCAGCUCAGAACUGGAUUAGUAGGAACCACAUGGGAUGGCAUCACUGGCUUGGACUUGAGCCUGUGAUGUGAGACAUUUGUUAAUAUUUUUGGAAUGCCUCAGAUGCUUUGGGGCCAAGACCCCGUUCGGUCUGAGAAAUCUGAGACCAAAAACCGCUGCUGAAAAGUUCAGUUACCAUGAAACAAAUAUAAAAAUCAAAUGCACCAAAAAUAAAAUAAGAAUAAAAAUUACAAGAAGCGUUUUAGAUUCAAACAAUUGACCUGAACUCCUGUAACAGAACCAGAACCAUCGGACAGGACUGAUAAGACGAAGUGCCACUUCUCCGUGUUUGCUGUUAAACAGAGCGCUUUGGGAGGAUGAAGAAGAUUUUCAGGCACAUUCUUAAAAUUUAUUAAUCAUCCUUUAACACUGAAACGAGCACCAGUCACUGCAUCAUAAAGACGUCCAACAGUGGCGCACCAUCAAAUGAGCGACUAUGUCAGACCGAAGCACCCCAGGCUGCCGGCUCAGACUAGAUUGGGUCUACGGGUACCGGGGCCACCAGUGCCGGAACAACCUGUACUACACGGCCGGGAAGGAGGUGGUGUAUUUUGUGGCCGGGGUCGGUGUGGUUUACAACACCAGGGAUCACAGCCAGAGGUUCUACCUGGGACACAGCGAUGACAUCAUAAGCUUUUUCUGGUCACUGUGCGGGAAUGCUCUCACUCCAAAACGAGGAAUAUUUGGGAAAACCGGCGACCUGCAGACCAUCCUGUGCGUGGCCUCGGCUAAAGACGACACCACAUAUUCUGGCGCACUGAACGGUGACAUUUAUGUGUGGAAGGAACUCAACCUGAUCCGGACGGUUCAGGCGGCGCAUGGGGCCGGAAUCUUCAGCAUGUUCUCGUGUGAAGAAGGAUUUGCCACAGGAGGCAGAGACGGCUGCAUCCGUCUGUGGGACGUCGACUUCAAACCCAUCACCAAGAUUGACCUGCGUGAGGCUGAACAGGGAUAUAAAGGUCUUUCUAUUCGCAGUGUGUGCUGGCGAGCUGAUCGCAUCCUGGCAGGAACACAGGACAGUGAGAUCUUUGAGGUGAUGGUGAGGGACCGAGACAAACCACUCCUCAUCAUGCAGGGUCACAGCGAGGGCGAGCUCUGGGCGCUGGACGUUCACCCCCAAAAAACGCUGGCUGUCACAGGCAGUGAUGACCGCUCCGUCAGGCUCUGGAGCCUGGUUGACCACACCCUCAUUGCUCGCUGUAACAUGGAGGAGGCGGUGCGGAGCGUGGCGUUCAGCGUGGACGGAUCGCAGCUGGCACUGGGCAUGAAGGACGGAUCGUUCACUGUGCUCAGAGUCAGGGACAUGACAGAGGUGGUCCACAUUAAGGACAGGAAGGAGGUGAUCCAUGAGAUGAAGUUCUCACCAGAUGGGGCGUAUCUUGCCGUUGGCUCUAACGACGGCCUCGUGGACGUCUACGCUGUCGCUCAGAGAUACAAAAAGGUCGGAGAGUGCGCUAAAUCCACCAGCUUCAUCACCCACCUGGACUGGACCGUGGACGGAAAAAUCCUGCAGACCAACGAUGGAGCCGGAGGACGACUCUUCUACCGAAUGCCCAUGGGGAAGCUGGUUGUUAGUAAGGAGGAGGUCAAAGGUCAGCAGUGGGCCUCCUGGAGCUGUGUCCUGGGUUCAGAGGUCAAUGGGAUCUGGCCUAAAUACUCACAGCAGUCUGAGGUUAACGCUGUGGCUGCUAACCAGGCGGCGGCUGUGGUGGUUACCGGGGACGACCUCGGCCUGGUUAAACUCUACCGCUUCCCCUGUCUGAGGAAAGGAGCCAAAUUCAAGAAGUAUAUCGGUCACUCAGCCCAUGUGACCAAUGUUCGCUGGUCACAUGACCUGCAGUGGGUGCUGACCACAGGCGGGGCAGACCACGCCCUCUUCCAGUGGAGGUUCGUACCAGACGGAGUCAUGAAUGGAGGUCUGGACGUCAGCAUUCCAGACAGUCACGGAGACUCGAACAGCGAGGAGUCGGACAGCGACGUGUCGGACGUCCCCGAGCUCGACACCGAUAUCGAACAGGAAACACAGAUCAACUACGACAGACAGGUCUAUAAGGAAGAUCUUCCUCGGCUGCGACAGGAGAGCCGACAGAAGAAGCAGCAGGUCGGCUCUCUGAAGCGACAGCAAGGACCAGACCAAGGCCUCCGACUGAAGUUUGUGCACGGUUACCGUGGUUACGACUGCAGGAACAAUUUGUUCUACAGCCAGGGUGGUGAGGUGCUGUACCAUGUGGCGGCGGUGGGUGUGGUUUACAACCGGCAGCUCCACAGCCAGCGCUUCUACCUCGGGCACGAUGAUGACAUCCUGAGCCUCAGCAUCCACCCACUGAAGGAUUUUGCUGCCACCGGACAGGUGGGGAGGGAUCCGGCCAUCCACAUAUGGGACAUCCAGACCCUGAAGUGUUUGUCCCUGCUCAAAGGCGGACACCACAGAGGCAUCUGCGCGCUGGACUUCUCAGCUGAUGGAAAAAGUCUGGUCUCAGUGGGAGUUGAUGAUGGACAUUCAGUCGUAGUCUGGGACUGGAAGAGAGGCGAGAAACUCGCCACCGCCCGGGGUCAUAAGGAGAAGAUAUUUGUGGUGAAGUGUAGUCCCAUGCUGAUGGACAAACUGGUCACUGUGGGAAUCAAACACAUCAGGUUCUGGCAACAUACAGGUGGCGGUCUAACCUUCAGUCGUGGUUUGUUUCGGAACGCCGGCCGGCUGGAGACCAUGAUGUCAGUGUGUUAUGGCCGCACUGAGGCGCUGGUGUUCUCUGGCGCCGCCACUGGAGAUGUUUACAUUUGGAAGGAGCCGCUGCUCCUGAAAACCGUCAAAGCUCACGAUGGGCCGGUGUUCGCCAUGUUCUCCUUGGACAAGGGUUUUGUGACAGGAGGGAAGGACGGCAUGGUGGCGCUGUGGGACGACAUGUUUGAUCGAUGUCUGAAGACGUAUGCGAUUAAAAGAGCGGCGCUGUCCCCGACGUCUAAAGGUCUGCUGCUGGAGGACAACCCGUCCAUCCGGGCCAUCACUCUGGGUCACGGCCACAUCCUGGUCGGAACCAAAAAUGGAGAAGUGCUAGAGAUCGACAAGACCGGGCCAAUGACACUGCUGGUGCAGGGUCACAUGGAGGGUGAGGUUUGGGGCGUGGCUGCUCACCCCCUCCUCCCCGUCUGCGCCACUGUCAGUGACGACAAAACACUGCGACUGUGGGAGAUUUCAGCCAGUCACCGCAUGGUGGCCGUCCGCAAGCUGAAGAGAGGCGGCCGUUGCUGUGCGUUCUCUCCUGACGGGAAAGAGUUGGCAGUCGGUCUGAACGAUGGCGGUGUGAUAGUGGUGAACGCCGACACGCUGGAGGAUCUGCUGACUUUCCACCAUCGCCGUGACACCGUCUCUGAUGUCCGCUUCUCACCAGACUCAGGUAAAUACCUGGCGGUGGCAUCUCAUGAUGGUUUGGUGGACAUCUACAACGUGCUGAGCAGUAAACGAGUGGGGAUCUGCAAAGGAGCGUCCAGUUACAUCACACACAUGGACUGGGACAGCCGAGGUAAACUGCUGCAGGUUAACACCGGAGCCAAAGAGCAAAUCUUCUUUGAAGCUCCGAGAGGAAAGAGGCAAACCAUCAGGAACUCUGAGCUGGAGCGGAUCGAGUGGUCCAGUUGGACUUGUGUUCUGGGUACUAGCUGUGAGGGAAUAUGGCCGACACACAGUGACAUCACUGACAUCAACGCCACAUCGCUCACCAGAGACAGAAAGCUACUCGCCACUGGAGAUGACUUUGGCUUCCUCAAGCUGUUCAGCUACCCUGUCAGAGGUCAAUACGCUCGUUUUAAGCGUUAUAUGGGUCACAGCUCCCAGGUGACCAAUAUCCGCUGGGCUCAGGACGACUCUGCCCUGCUGACGGUGGGUGGAGCUGACACCGCCAUGAUGAUCUGGACAAGGGAGCAAGGAGACAGUGUGGGUCCCAAUGGGGACGGGCCCCUGUACAGGGACAGCCGAGCUCCAGUAGACAGCGAGGAGUCAGAUGAUGACAUCGAGGAGGAUGGAGGUUACGACAGCGACGUGACCAGGGAGAAGAUGGUGGAUUACACCACUAAGAUGUUUGCUGUCAACAUCCGAGAGAUGAGAGGAACCAAACCUCACCAGCAGCUGAAGGAGGUCUCUGUGGAGGAGAGGCCUCCAGUGAGUCGAGCAGCACCGGUGCCGGAGAAACUCCAGAAGAACAUCUCCAAGAAGAAACAAGUGGUAGAGGACCUGAUCCUGGAUCACGUGUUCGGUUUUCGAGGUUUCGAUUGUCGUAACAACCUGCACUACCUGAACGAUGGCGCAGAGAUCGUCUACCACACGGCCGCCACGGCCAUUGUCCACAGCCUCAGCACCGGAACUCAGAGCUUUUACCUGGAACACAGUGAUGAUGUCCUCUGUCUGACCGUCAACCAGCACCCCAAAUUCAAGAACGUCAUCGCCACGGGACAGAUCGGCGGCACGCCGUCCAUCCACGUGUGGGAUGCGAUGAGUAAGCAGACUCUGUCCAUCCUGCGCUGUCCUCACAUUAAAGGCGUCGGCUACGUGAACUUCAGUGCCACGGGAAAGCUGCUGCUGUCUGUCGGAGUGGAACCUGAACACACCAUCACCGUGUGGCGCUGGCAGGAAGGAUCCAGGGUGUGCAGUAAAACCGGACAUCCGGACCGGAUCUUUGUGGUGGAGUUCCGUCCAGACUCAGACACACAGUUUGUGUCAGUGGGAAUCAAACAUGUGAAGUUCUGGAGUCUGGCUGGGGGAGCGCUGAUGUACAAGAAGGGCAUGGUGGGAACGCUGGAGGACAGUCGCAUGCAGACAAUGCUGUGUGUCGCCUUCGGCGCUAAUAACCUGACCUUCACCGGUGCCAUUAACGGGGAUGUGUACGUGUGGCGUGACCACUACCUGCUGAGGGUAGUGGGUAAAGCCCACACCGGGCCAGUCUUCACCAUGUACACCACGCUGAGAGACGGACUCAUCGUCACUGGUGGCAAAGAGAGGCCGACAAAGGAGGGUGGUGCUGUGAAGCUCUGGGAUCAGGAGAUGAAACGCUGUCGGGCAUUCCAGCUGGAGACGGGACGGCAGGUGGAGUGUGUCCGAUCUGUCUGCAGAAGCAAGGGUAAGAUCCUGGUAGGGACAAAGGAUGGCGAGAUCAUUGAGGUUGGGGAGAAGAACGCAGCGUCCAACCUGCUCCUGGACGGUCAUUCUCGGGGAGGAAUCUGGGGUCUGGCUGCUCAUCCCGCUAAAGAGCUCUGCAUCAGUGCCAGCGAGGACGCCACCAUCCGGUUGUGGGACCUGACUGACAAAAAACUCUUGAAUAAGGUUUGCAUCGGCCACGCCGCCUGCUGUGUCAGCUACAGCGCAGAUGGAGAGAUCUUGGCAGUGGGGAUGAAGAAUGGCGAGCUCCUCCUCCUCCUCGCCAACUCGCUCAAGAUCUGGGCAAAGAAACGCGACCGCAGCGCUGCCAUCCAGGAUAUCAGGUUCAGUCCAGACCGGCGGUUGUUGGCAGUGGGUUCCUUUGAGGGCACGGUGGAUCUGUACGACGUGAGCAGCGGUCCAAGUCUGAGCCGCCUGGUUUACUGCAGCGACAUCCCUGCGUUCAUUCUGCAGCUGGAUUUCUCAGCGGACAGCUGCUACGUUCAGGUGUCGACGGGAGCGUAUCAGCGUCGGGUGUUUGAGGUUCCUUCAGGGAAGCCGGUGAGCGACCCAUCCGUCAUCGACAGGAUCACCUGGGCCACCUGGACCAGCAUCCUGGGAGAUGAAGUUUUGGGGAUUUGGCCACGAAAUGCUGACAAAGCCGAUGUGAACUGUGCCUGUGUGUCGCACGCCGGCCUCAACGUGGUCACCGGUGACGACUUUGGACUGGUCAAACUGUUCAGCUUCCCCUGCACAGAGAAGUUUGCGAAACACAAACGCUAUCUCGGACACUCGGCUCAUGUGACCAACAUCCGAUUCUCCCACGACGACAAAUACGUGAUCAGCACAGGAGGAGACGACUGCAGCGUCUUUGUGUGGAAAUGUCUCUAAACUGAGACAAUUCUGCCAUCUAGUGGAUGCCUCAACUCAAAGCACCUCAGCAGCACUACAAGUGGAUCUGAGAGGGAAUCGGACCCCCAACCUCCUGGACAGCACAGAAGAAGGACUCAGUUCUAACUACAGAAAAACUGAUGGGUGGGGUUUUGGACCACAGCGGAUCCGCCUUCUGUUCGAGCUAAACGUCAGCUGAUCUUAGCAACACUCUCUUGUAUUAGCAUGUUUGCUAAAGUGAGAGUCGGUAGCAUUCACGUUUGGUUCUUGUGUUUUAAACUUAAAUAUUUGUCCUGAUGGACUAAAUGACCCUGAAUGCAGCAUAGAGCAUUGAAAAACCCAGUGACUUAAGAUGCCACGCCCUCUUUGUCUCCCACCUGCCCUGCCGUCACCAUAGUGACAGCCAGACGUUCUAACCUAUGCCCACCAGCAGAGGGUAGUCACAGUUCUCACCAUUAACUCAUCACUUCUUUAUGAUGUCAAAAGGUGAAAAACAUUAAAGAAAGAAAAAUACUGAGGCAGAUUCACAUCAAAUCACCCUUCACACAAAGAAGCUCCACCCCCUGCUCUGUCAGCUGCUAGAGGGCGCCAUAACACAAACAUCUCAUUUUAUUAUGUUAUUAAAAAAAACAGCAUUUUAAUAUGUUCUGGCUCCGCCCCUUAUUUUAGAUCCACCCACUCA